This is a messenger RNA of Maudiozyma barnettii, 1446 nucleotides long. It is a transcript of the gene RKM4, whose product is annotated as ribosomal lysine N-methyltransferase. Lineage: Eukaryota; Fungi; Ascomycota; Saccharomycetes; Saccharomycetales; Saccharomycetaceae. Gene Ontology annotation, biological process: peptidyl-lysine monomethylation. The coding region runs from base 1 to 1446 and encodes 481 amino acids. The transcript has a single exon. Gene Ontology annotation, molecular function: protein-lysine N-methyltransferase activity; protein binding. Gene Ontology annotation, cellular component: nucleus. The record is from RefSeq and is a predicted model, not a curated record.
AUGGAUCAAUUUAAUAAGGAUACCGAUGAGUUUUCUAACUGGUUGUUGAAUAGUGCCAAUGUUAAAGUAUCUUCCAAAAUCACCAUUGUUGAUCUUAGAAACUCAAAUGAGGGAAGAGCUGUAGUUACAAACGAACAAAUAGCUAAGGAUGAAAUUUUAUUUGAGAUUCCAUUUGAGUCUCUAAUUAAUAUAGAGACAUCUCAGAUUAACAAGGACUAUCCAGAUAUACAAGACAAACUGAACAAGCUUGGUCAAUGGAACGGUCUUAUUGUAUGCUUACUAUAUGAAUGGGAAUGGCUACAUGAAAAGAGUAAAUGGUGGCCAUAUAUGAAGGUAUUACCUACCUCGGGGACGUUGAAUGGGUUGAUGUACUGGAAUGAUGAUCAAUUGAAAAAAUUAGAACCAUCUUUAGUGUUGGAAAGAAUUGGGAAGGAAGGAGCUAAACAAAUGUAUGAGACAAUUAUGAAGUUUGUUAGAGAUAAUGGACUGGAUAAAUCGCUCGGAAAUACUUCCUGGGAAAACUUUUUAAGAGUCGCUAGUACAAUUAUGUCCUAUUCAUUUGAUGUUGAAAAACCAGAGGGUGAGGGUCAUGAUGAUGAUGAACUCGAAACUGUUAGUUUGAAAUCAAUGGUCCCAUUUGCUGAUACUCUGAAUGCAGACACCCAUAAAUGCAAUGCACAUUUGGAAUAUGACAGGGACAGUUUAAAGAUGCGUGCCAUUAAAUCUAUCGCUAAAGAUGAACAGGUUUAUAACAUUUAUGGUGAACAUCCAAACUCAGAAAUCCUUAGAAGGUACGGAUAUGUUGAGAUGGAAGGGUCUGCGUUCGAUUUUGGUGAAGUAAUACUUCGUAACAUUAAAAAUAGUUUACAGUCGAAGUACACUGUCGAUGAAGAGUAUUUAGAUUGGGCUCUAACUGAAUUGAAGAACGAUGAAAUGAUUGAGACAUUUUUUGAGGAUGAAGAGAUAGUUUUGGAUUCUUAUGAUUGUUAUAUAUCUGGUGAGAUAUUGACUGAAUUGGUCUUAUUUUUACAAAUUAUCACUACGCUUUCUAGUAUACCAAAUGUGAAGGAUCAAAAUGAGGUUGAUAGACUAGUCACUUUGAAGAGAGUUACAAAGAAAUGUGUCCAAUUAGUUGAAAGUGGAGUGGUAACACAGGGAUGUUCGGACGUAUGGAAACUUUCUGUUAAGAACCGAUUGAAGGAGUACCCAGAAGAUUGCAUCAACAUUACAAUGAGCUUUGAUGACAAUGACUCUACAGAUAAAAUCAGAGAAUCUAUGGCCAAGAUAGUAUUAAGAUCCGAAUGUCGGGCUUUAGAUAAAUGUAUGGAGUCUAUAUCUCAACAAUACAAAAUCAUUAACGAUGAAAAGCUUUUGAACAAUAUUUUAAAGAGAAAAAGUAAUCCCGAUUCUGAUGAAUCAUCUAAGACCAAGAAACAAAAAAUAUAA